UUGAAAGCUAUCGCUAUGGCGCCGAGAACUCCACGCCGUGUUUGCGAUGUCGAUUUCUCCAGGAAGGCGCACGAGCAGCAGCCCCCGCUCCACAAUCGCUGGCAUCCGGACAUCCCUCACAUUGCCGAGGUCCAGGAGAAUGAGAUCUUCACUGUGGAGAUGAUGGAUUGCGCGGGUGGAGCGAUCCGCAACGACGAUUCUGUGGCGGAUAUAGAGGCUCUGGAUCUAUCAGGGGGGCACUGUCUGAGCGGUCCUGUGCGUGUUGUGGAUGAAUCGGGCGCUCUAGCGAUGCCCGGCGACAUCUUGAUGGUGGAGAUAUGCGAUCUAGGGCCGAUUUCUGGGCAGGAAUGGGGCUUCACUGCGAUCUUACCUGGGUUUGGAUUUCUAAGCGAUCGCUUUCCAAAUGCGACCAAGGCGAUCUGGGAUUUCGAAGGGAUCUUUGCAUCGUCGAGACACAUCCCAGGCGUUCGUUUCCCAGGAAUGGUACAUCCUGGACUAAUUGGCACAGCUCCAUCUAAAGAACUUUUGGAGGCUUGGAACGCUCGAGAGAAAGCUCUGGUCGAUACUUCUUCUUCACCACUAGUAGCAGCACUUCCAACAAAACGAAAUGUUCUACUUGGCACGAUCGAAGAAGGCAGCCCGGAUUGGGAAAGAAUUGCCUCCGAAGCCGCAAGAACAGUCCCCGGCCGAGAAAACGGUGGAAACCUCGACAUUAAAAACCUCUCCAGGGGAUGCAAAGUCUACUUCCCCGUGUUCGUGGAGGGUGCUAAUCUCAGCAUGGGAGACAUGCACUUCUCCCAGGGUGACGGCGAGAUUGCUUUCUGUGGAGGCAUCGAGAUGAACGGAUUUCUCACGUUAAGAUGCGAGAUUUUGCGUGGUGGAAUGAAAGACUACAUGAGCCCGACGAAUCUACACGCGCAACCAUUCUUCGAGAUCGGGCCUGUUGAGCCUCGUUUCUCCGACUGGCUGGUUUUCGAAGGAAUCAGCGUGGAUGAACACGGACGGCAGCACUACCUCGACACGACCUUGUCUUUCAAGCGAGCAGUCCUCAAUGCCAUCGAGUACCUCUCGAAGUUUGGAUACACAAGAGAGCAGAUCUACCUUCUUCUGUCAUCCUGCCCUUGCGAGAGCAGGAUCUCGAGCAUCGUCGACUUUCCAAAUGCUGUGGCUACCAUCGCAAUUCCCACAGCAAUCUUCGAUCAGGAUAUAAAACCAAAGAAGAAAAGAUAAUUCUGAGAGAGUGCGAAUCUAAUAUACGCUCCUUGGUUAUGUUUUCGAAUGAAUCAGCAUCGUGGAUGAACAUAGACAACAGCACUACCUCGACGAGACGUUGUGUUUCAAGCAAGCAGUCAUCGAGUACCUCUCAAAGCUGGAUACACGCGAGAUCAGGCAAGUAAAAGCUUUCACGCUGGUUUUACGCUCAAGUUUCUUCCUUCUUUCUUGAUUGCCAAAUCUGCUCUCGCAAGGGAAGCAAGACAAGAGAAGAUAGGAUCUCAAAUGCCGUGGCUGCCAUCGCAAUUCCCACAGCAAUCUUCGACCAGGCUACUCAUGGUCUUAAAAGUUCUUUCAUCUCUUUUGUUUGCAGGAUAUAAGAAAAGAACUUUCAGGAUCCA
Selaginella moellendorffii is the source of this 1613-nucleotide messenger RNA. RefSeq names its product putative formamidase C869.04. The transcript is spliced from 8 exons. Gene Ontology annotation, molecular function: hydrolase activity, acting on carbon-nitrogen (but not peptide) bonds, in linear amides. The record is from RefSeq and is a predicted model, not a curated record. Bases 16 to 1230 code for a protein of 404 amino acids. NCBI's taxonomy places the organism in Eukaryota, Viridiplantae, Streptophyta, Lycopodiopsida, Selaginellales, Selaginellaceae.